AUGUACACCAGAUCUGGUUGUUCAGAGGGCCGUCCAUGCUCAUCCGGACCUUCGUACAUCACCUGUGAUGUAAAUUCAUGGAACCUGCAUGCCAUUGAGAGUCCCCAUCAACCUAAUAUGCUCAGUAGUAGUAGCCCUGAUCUUCCCCGGAACCGGAAGUCCCUGCAAAUCAAGCAAGAUGACAAGUUCUUCUCUAGGCUUGUGUCUAAGGACAGUUCCAUGGCCAACCCUUCUUUCAGAGUCUACUAUGGAGGUGUCUCCGGGGCAGUCCCAUUCGUGUGGGAGUCUCAGCCUGGUACCCCAAAACAUACAUUUUGUGACACCUCUCUCCCUCCCCUCACACCACCUCCAUCCUACUAUUUCAACAAUGGAAACAAGAAAACAGUAGACAAGGACUCGAGAUCUAAAAUUUUUCACAAUUUAUUCCGAAGGAUCAAUCUGAAGAAAGCCCAUGUGCCACAAUCACUAUCUUCAUCAUCAUCUUUAUCAUCUUCAUCGAGGUCAUCAUCACAUUCAUCGAUGUCAGUUCCAAGCACACAUUCCAGCUUCCUUAGACGGAGGCGAUAUUCGACUCCCAGCUCAUCAUCAUUUGAUGGUAUGAUAUGUGAUGAAGCGUUGGCGGGAUCGGAUAGUUCAUGGUUGUGUUUUGGCAUUGGUAAGGACAGGAAUGGUGGGCUUCGAGGACGCUAUUCGGUUGUGAUCAUGAAGAAAGCCUUGCUGUCGAUGGUCGGCCGUGGAUCUGGAUACGCUACAGCUUAG
Molecule: messenger RNA, 759 nt
Organism: Ilex paraguariensis (yerba mate)
Lineage: Eukaryota; Viridiplantae; Streptophyta; Magnoliopsida; Aquifoliales; Aquifoliaceae
Source: the annotation of a GenBank genome assembly